Messenger RNA from Aspergillus ochraceoroseus IBT 24754, 1686 nucleotides. RefSeq names its product flotillin domain protein. The record is from RefSeq and is a predicted model, not a curated record. Gene Ontology annotation, biological process: protein localization to plasma membrane. The coding region runs from base 1 to 1686 and encodes 561 amino acids. Gene Ontology annotation, cellular component: plasma membrane. The transcript is spliced from 8 exons. Lineage: Eukaryota; Fungi; Ascomycota; Eurotiomycetes; Eurotiales; Aspergillaceae.
AUGGGGCAAGGGUCUAACCGAGCCUACCCGGGGAACCUCUCGUGUACGGAGUCCCUUCCCAGGGAUCGUGCCCUGAAGCGGGUGCAAUGGAUCUUGGAGGAAUACGGAACUCCCGGAGUGUCCCUUGAGAAUGAGGCUCAUUCUCUUGGGCUCUGCAGCAAUACGAAUCAUGGGUCUGCCUUGUUGGCACCGUUUCCCGAGGGUGCCAUGGUGUUUACGGAGUACGCUCAACCCCUAUCCACCGGCUUGAUUGUUGUUCGGAUUUCUCGCACCUGUUCUCACAAGCUGUUGCGCAGAUACGCUAUUGCUGAGCCAAGCGAGUACCUCGUACUCACUGGAGUCGGGAUCGCGGACAUCGAAAUUUGCAAGAAGGCAUGGGUAAUGCCAUUUCAACGGUGUGCGAGGAUCUCUGUGAUGCCCUUCGAUUUCUCCCUCAACCUGCAGGCUAUGACUAUUGAGAAACUGCAAUUUUCACUACCUGCGGUCUUCACUAUCGGGCCCGAUGACGAGCUACAAGCUCUCCGAAAAUAUGCCCUGCUGCUCUCUGGGACUACAGAACCCAAAGCCACAAAGACUAAUGAUCUGAACGCACCCGCAACCAGAAACCAUGUCCAGGAUAUUGUCAAAGGCAUCAUCGAGGGUGAAACCCGUGUGAUUGUUUCCAGUAUGACUAUGGAGGAGAUUUUUAAGGAGCGACAAGUAUUCAAGUCGAAAGUCAUCAGCAACGUUCAAAAUGAACUUGCGCAAUUCGGGUUGAAAAUUUAUAAUGCCAACGUUAAAGAGCUCCAGGACACCAAGGGCAGCGAAUACUUUGCUUUCUUGAGCCGGAAAGCCCAUGAAGGAGCUCUCAACCAGGCAAAGAUCGACGUUGCUGAGGCUCGAAUGAGAGGAGAGAUCGGAGAAGCAGAGAAGAAAGGCCGCACGAAGCAGGAGAUUUCCAAAAUCGAUGCCGAUACCGCCGUCCUCGAGACCAAGCGGAAGGCCGAAAAGGCCAAGGCUGACUCGGAGCUCACGAACCGCCAAACAGAACUCGAUUCCAAUAUCCAGAUGGCCAAGAUCGUUGCACAGCGCCAGACAGAAAUGAAGGAUGCGGAGCUUCAGAAGCAAGUUGAGACUAAGCGGGCCGAAACAGAGCUCGAGCGUCUCAGGGCUAUGGAAGUUACCAAGAGCAAAGUUCAGCGUGAGUCUGCCCAGGAAGUGGCCGAUUCUGGGUAUUACGCAGAUACGAAGGCAGCAGAGGGAAAGCUGUAUCAAGAGAAGAUGGAUGCGGAUGCCAACUUUUACCGUGCAUGCAAGGAAGCCGACGCGGCCUACAACUCCAAGAAGCGUGAAGCUGAAGGAAUUCACGAAAUGGCCAAGGCUUAUGGCGCCCUUAUUGAUGUCCUUGGUGGUUCUCAGGCAUUCCUACAAUUUAAGAUGAUCGAAACUGGCAUGUACGAGAAGCUGGCUCUGGCGAACGGCCAAGCUAUCCAAGGUCUUCAGCCCAAGAUUACUACUUGGAAUACUGGUGACAACGCUGGUGGUUCUGGAGACGCCAUGGGUCCAAUUCGUAAUAUCAUGCAGGGACUUCCGCCUCUUCUUAGUACAAUCCACGACCAGACUGGUAUCAGUCCUCCAUCAUGGCUCGCUCAGCUGCCGCACAAUAGUCAAAUUUCCAAGGCAGGCGUUUCAGAUGGCAAGAAAUAG